AUGUUCCAUUUAUUUCUUGCAGACUCGGAAAUUAAAUCACAAAAUCACAUUGCCAUAGAGAGUUUUGCAGUGACUGUGAAGGGGAUUGCUCAGUUACUGCAGACAUUCGGCACAGAGCUGUCUGAGAUGGAGCUACCUGAUGAAGCCAGUGGCAUAGAGUACCUACUCAGAUCACACACUGAGAAAUACAGGCAGAUGAAGGAUGACAUUAGGUCAGUUAUGAGAGAAGGAUGCCAGCUUCUCUCAAACCUCGAGGCCUCAAAAGCUGUGGAAGGUGCUGCAGCAGAAGACAGAGACAUCAGCCAAGACAAAGAAAGAGUGCAGAGACUCGUGGCUCAGGUACGUGACAUGGAAAUGGCUUUUGAUGGCUUUUUUGAGAAGCACCACCUCAAGCUCCAACAAUACCUUCAACUGCUCCAAUACGAGAUGAGCUUCCAUGAGAUGGAAGCCAUUCUGGAGAAACUCAGUGCGCAGGAGAAAGCCAUUGCAUCUGUGGGGACAACAGUGGCCCAGACAGAGCAGCUGCUCAAAGACCUUGAGAUGCUGGAAACCACAGCAGAGGAAGAAAUGGGCCGUGCUCAGAUUAUUAUUCUACAUGGGCACCAGUUGGCAGCGAGUCAUCACUAUGCUCUUGCCCUAAUAGUUCAGCGCUGCAAUGAAUUGAGGCAUCACUCUGACACUCUCACUACAGCUCUUCGUGCCAAACGGGCAUCUCUCACGCGCAUACGAGACCUGCUGUUGCGGUUGGAGCAGACUGUGCGUUGGUGUGAUGAGGGGGCCUAUCUGCUGGCAAACCAGCUGCUGGAUAAGUUUCAGUCAAAAGAGGGGGCGCAGGCAGCCCUGCAGGACAUUGAGAAACUGAUGGAGACAGCUCCCUCAGUGCUGCGGUCUAACCCGGACAUUCUCAGUCUGGAGUUUGAAACAAUACUCACUCCACAGUUGCAGUCUCAGAUAGAGUCUAUCACAGAAAAGCUAUCAACAGUGCAGGGAAUGAUCCAGAGCAGACAGGCCUGUCUGAGGAAACUGGCUGAUAUUCAAGUCAGACCCAUCCAGCUAGUCGCUCCAAGGCCCGAGAACUCACCACGCUGCAGAUCCCCUGUAUUCUCUCCUAAACACAGUUUUGACGUGAACUCCAGUUUAAGGUUUUCUUUUGAUCUUGCACUUCCUGGUAAAAGGGCCUCACGGAAAGGUCCCAGCACUAAAAAGAUAGAGGUCAUGCACGACUACGAGGAGAACCGCAGCUGUCUGUCUUACAGCCCAGAGGGAGUUGAGAACCCAGACCAACACAAACGCCACGUGAUGAAGGAGAUGAUUGAGACGGAGAGAAUCUAUGUGGAUGAGCUGCUGUCUGUUUUGCUGGGUUACAGGGCAGAGAUGGACAACCCAUCUCUCUCUAAUAUACUGCCAUCUGUACUGCGAAACAAGAAAGAAGAGCUGUUUGGAAAUCUGCCGGAGAUCUAUAAAUUCCACAGCAGGAUAUUCCUGCAGGACCUCGAGAGCUGCUUAGAGACCCCAGAGAGAGUGGGAGCACGCUUUCUGGAACGGAAAGAAAAUUUUCAGGUCUAUGAGCGCUACUGCCAGAACAAACCUCGCUCAGAUGCCCUCUGGAGGCAGUGUUCAGAUUCAGCUUUCAUCCAGGAGUGCAAAAAGAAGCUGGAUCAUAAACUAGGCCUGGACUCAUAUUUGCUGAAACCUGUUCAACGUUUAACCAAGUACCAGCUUCUUCUGAAGGAACUACUAAAACACAGCUCAAACUCACAGUAUGCAUCUGAGUUGCAAGGGGCGCUAAAUGCCAUGCUGGACCUCCUCAAGUCUGUCAAUGACUCCAUGCAUCAAAUUGCCAUCACUGGUUAUGAGGGCGAACUGAGUGACUUGGGCCGUGUCCUUAUGCAGGGGUCUUUCAACGUCUGGAUCAACCAUAGGAAAGGGCCAACACGCAUGAAGGACAUGGCUCGCUUUAAACCAAUGCAAAGGCAUCUGUUCCUUCAUGAAAGAGCUCUGCUUUUCUGCAAGAAGAGAGAGGAGAGUGGAGAGGCACGUGAUCGGACAGCCUCUUACAGCUUCAAACACUGCCUGAUGAUGAGUGCUGUUGGUAUCACAGAAAACGUCAAAGGGGAUGUAAAGAAGUUUGAAAUUUGGUAUAACGGAAAAGAGGAGGUGUAUGUUGUUCAGGCUGCAACUGUAGAUGUGAAGACUGCAUGGCUCACUGAGAUUAGAAAAAUCCUCAACAAUCAGCAAAAGAUUGACAAAGGUGAUGCUCACCCGGAUGGUGAGCAGUCAUUAUCUCCACCCUUGGCCGACAGCAAGCUCCAGGGGGCGUCCAUCAGCUCUGAGGAGGCCGAUUCAGGCCGCGUGAGUCCGGUUUUGACAGACCCAGUCAUCGUUUCUCCACGUCCUCGCCACCAAAACCACCGCAGCUGGCCAGGGACAUCUCACUCAGUGGACAUCUGUGAGGGUCUGGAGGACUGGACCACUGACCUUUCGAACAUUUCAGACUCUGAUGAAGAAGACGAUGUAGUGCUUGUUCCUGGAAGGUAUAGAGCAAUGGUGGACCACUUAAAGUGUGGCAUGGAUGAUGUAAUCAUCAAAUGUGGUGAUGUCAUUCACGUGCUUAAGGAGAGUGCCAUGGGGCUUUGGCAUGUUAAGAAUUUGACUAGUGGAGGUGAAGGAAAACUCCCUGUUGAUACACUGCUGAGAAUGGUGGGAGAUGCAGGCAGAUGCAUUAGGCCAGGAGGGGGGCUUAUGGUACGGGAAAUAUAAACAGCAGGAAGCCCAGCAACACAUAAGUACAUAAACCACAUGUACACAAAGCUCACACCAUGUGACAACCCUAAAGGCCAUUAUUGUCAUUCAGGACUGAGCCCAGUCACGCCAACCUGAAGCACACAAACAAACACCAAGUCAGGAAAACUGAGCCCCCUAGUCAAGAGAAAGUUUCCAUCUGCCUUCAGUGGGGAUUUUGGAUUAUGCUGGAUUUAAAGACAAAAAGGGAUUCCUCUCUCUCCUCGAACGUGUCAAUAACACCACCUACAACAAUACAGUCUGGAAAUAAAAGGAGCUUUGCAAAGCACUUUACACUGAUCUUCUUCACCCCUGGAAAGUACCAUCACCAUGCUGUGCCAUAACAUGAUAUAAAACAUGUAUUUGUGUAGAUAGCACAGUAUUUAACUGUAUAUUAAAAACAGGAAGGUUUAUGGCAUGGGGCAUAAACUGGCUUGAGAGAAUAGUAAACUUUUUUUUUCUCUUCUCGGUUGGGUACAGUGGUUGGACAUUUGUUUUAAAAAACCAUUUUAGUAAUGGAAUGGAUACCAGUGCUACAAAGAAUGAAAGAUAAACUAAACAUCAGUAUCUAGCUUAUGUGCCAAAACCUAACAUUCCAUUUCCAAACUUACCAGGAUAACACUAAUUCCUCUUUUUUUAUUACUCUGAUUUUACAUUGGCAUCAGUAUUUCUCCAAGAAAUAUUUCAGAGAAAUAUGUGCAAGAAAUAUUAUUUAAGAGAGCACAAGUUAAAGUUAAAACUUUACAAAUCCCUAGUCGGCAAUGUGAUUGCUUUAUUGCUUCACGUUUAUGCUUAAAACAUACUGCUCACCUUCAGAUGAUCUGUGUUUAUAUUCAUAUUCAUUUUAAGCCAGAUCAAAUAUGGCUGUUCUGGACUACUUAGCAUUUUCUUAGUUAUCAAUGUGUUUUUAAAUGGGUUUACUGUAGAAACAGCAUAAUUCAUUUGUUAAUAUUUUGUCUAAAAUUUUUAUUUUUUUUACCACAUCCACCAUAUUUGGGUCAGUUUUUGUCACUGAAAUAAAACUUGGUGGUAUACAUCAUUAUAACGUCCACUGUAAACUUGUCCAUUUCAUUAUUUUUAAUUAACUUUCUCUGCACUCACAAUGCGCAUUUCAUUAACCGCUUAGAAACCACUGAGGUGAAUUUACAUUAGCUAACCUCAUUAAAAACUGCAAUGAAUAAAUACACUACUGUUCAAAAGUUUGGGGUUAGUAAGAUUUUUACAAAGAUUUUUUUG
Molecule: messenger RNA, 4017 nt
Organism: Sinocyclocheilus grahami
Lineage: Eukaryota; Metazoa; Chordata; Actinopteri; Cypriniformes; Cyprinidae
Product: proto-oncogene DBL-like
Exons: 25
Coding region: 1-2760 (919 amino acids)
Biological process (GO): intracellular signal transduction; dendrite development
Cellular component (GO): cytoplasm
Molecular function (GO): protein binding; guanyl-nucleotide exchange factor activity
Source: RefSeq, a predicted model, not a curated record